UACAUAUGAACGAAUAACCAUGAAUUUUGUUCACUAUAUAAACACGCCGAACUUCCCACAACUAAACAAUUUGAAUCAAUCCCCUCUACUAUUUAAUUUCCUCCCUCUCCAUCUCGCUCGCCGGCCUCUCGCCGGAAUCUGGCCAUGGCAAUUACAAAAGCCAUGGCGACGUCGUUAGCGGGAAAUUUGAAAAGGGUCGUCGGAAUGCCGCUAGUUGCUGUCCUCUUCUCCUUCAUUUUCUUCUUCACGAUUCCCAGCUGUGUUUCCCAACUCACAAGGCUGGAACACCAAGUGAAGGACGACGGUUCGCUCAGCCUUUUGGUUGUUGGGGAUUGGGGCAGGCGUGGCCAUUUCAACCAGACCAUAGUUGCUUCCCAGAUGGGAAGAAUUGGGCAGGAAUUAGAUAUAGACUUCGUGAUUUCAACGGGUGACAAUUUUUACGAUGAUGGGCUUAAAGGCCCACACGAUCCAGCUUUUGAAGAGUCUUUCACAGAGGUUUACACUGCAAAUAGCCUCCAGAAGCCAUGGUAUACCGUUCUAGGGAAUCAUGACUACAGAGGUGACGCGGUUGCACAAUUGGAUCCUUUUCUUAGGAAAGUUGACAGUAGAUGGCUCUGCCUCAGAUCUUUCAUGCUCGAUACAGAAAUUGCAACGUUCUUUUUUGUGGACACGACACCGUUCGUGGACAAGUAUUACACCGAGAAAUCCCACACUUACGACUGGCGAGAUGUCUCGCCACGCAGAGCCUACCUUGCCAACCUUCUCAAGGAUUUGGAGAAUGCACUAAGAGAGAGCAGCUCGAGAUGGAAGAUCGUGGUUGGCCACCAUGCAAUCAGAAGCGCCGGCACCCACGGCGACACCGAAGAGCUCAUACAACAUCUCCUUCCCAUUCUAAAGGCCAACGAUGUAGAUCUGUAUGUAAAUGGUCAUGACCAUUGCCUGGAGCACAUCAGCAGCCAUGAUAGCCCGAUUCAGUAUCUGACGAGCGGAGCGGGCUCGAAAGCAUGGAGGGGUGACACUAAGAAGUAUGAUGAACGUGUGAUGAAGUUCUUCUAUGAUGGUCAAGGAUUCAUGUCCAUGCAACUCACAAGCACCAACGUUGAGGUUCUGUUCCAUGAUGUUCUUGGUGAAGUUCUGCAUCGGUGGAAGGUCUCUAAGGACCUUCACUCCUCUAUAUGAUCGAGGAACGAGGAUUCUUCUUCACACGUUUUUUUCCAAUUGAUUGCACAUAAUUCCAUUUUUGUUUCCAUGCAGGAAUUUUUUCCCCGAUUGUUUCUCUUUUGGGGGAAUUGAUUUUUUGUUGUGUAAAUAUGAUUAUUUUGUAAAUAUAUUUGUUUUCUUCCUUUCUUUAUUUACCAUCUUAUAAGUUAGAAUGUAAUAGUGUGUUGAGAUGUAUAUACAUAGAGUAUGCUCAUUGUAAAUCUCUCACAAUUUUCCCCCCAAUUAUGGGUACUUAUUGGUGUUGUAACAUUUUUUUUCUCUU
Molecule: messenger RNA, 1483 nt
Organism: Linum tenue
Lineage: Eukaryota; Viridiplantae; Streptophyta; Magnoliopsida; Malpighiales; Linaceae
Source: the annotation of a GenBank genome assembly